Messenger RNA from Trichechus manatus latirostris (Florida manatee), 7301 nucleotides. RefSeq names its product sorting nexin 9 (gene SNX9). The record is from RefSeq and is a predicted model, not a curated record. The coding region runs from base 5470 to 7152 and encodes 560 amino acids. Gene Ontology annotation, molecular function: phosphatidylinositol binding; protein binding. The transcript has 16 exons. Gene Ontology annotation, cellular component: plasma membrane; cytoplasmic vesicle. Gene Ontology annotation, biological process: intracellular protein transport; mitotic cytokinesis; endosomal transport. NCBI's taxonomy places the organism in Eukaryota, Metazoa, Chordata, Mammalia, Sirenia, Trichechidae.
UUCAGUGGCUGACCAAGCCUUCCUUGAUUCCCUCUCAGGAAGUACAGCUCAAGCCAAUUCAUCCGCUGCCAACAGUAACAGCCAGCUCCUGGUUUCACGUUGUUUGGGGUUCCGCGUGUUAUAGAUUCUUACUUGAGCAACCACAGUGGUAAGUGGAUUAGUUGGUGCAGAGGUAGAGAAAAUCGGCACGUUCCUUACAGUGACACAGUCUGACUUCUGUGCUGUAAUAGUUUUUGUGCUAGUUCCACAGAACUAGCUUCUCAUCCAGACUUCCCAAUUUCUAUUUCUCUAAAAUGCUGCUUGUUUCUGUGUCCUUAUUUCACUCCACUUUCAAAGCCUAACUGAGUGCCACUGUGAGCCAUGGUUAUCGUCCGGAGUGGUCUGCAUCCUGUAGAUGUGGAAGGGCAGGAAAAAAAUUGAGACCCUGUUCUCAUUCAUCCCUCACUUUGUCUCCUCCCUUAAAAUAUAGCAUUGCUUGGGUGCCAGGGCAGUAGGCUCUGGAGCCAGAGGACCAGGUUUUAGUCCCAGAUCUCACGCUUUCUCGAGACUGAGGUUAAGGUUAAAUAGCCUUCUUGUGCUUCCAUUUCCUCAUCUGUAAAACCUCAAGGAUUGUUGGAAAAAGUGAAAAAACAGUUCUAAAGUGUUUAGAACAGUACUUGGUACUUAGUAAGGAUUUAAUAAUUGUCCGUUGUCUUUGUCUUAUACACCGUUGCUUGGAAAUAAGACAAUAAAUAUGUCAGUUCUCCGCUCAGGAAACUUCAGGAGCUCCCCCCUUGCCUACUGAGAUAAGCAACCAUUUUCUGCAUGUCACGAGAAAGGACUGUUCAGGAGGUAGUCAAUAUCCUGUCAGUUAGAGUUGUGCUAGCAGACACUGAACAGUUGCUUGGUAGGGAAAUUGUAGAAGGAAUUCUGAAUUCAGGGUUGGUUUAGAUACUUUCCCAACCUCAGUUAUAUUUGUGUGAUUCCUCAGUGUGGCCCCAGCCUUAUCCUGAUAAAUGUUUUAGGCUCCAGCCAAAUAGCUAUUCUGCAAAGGUGCCCUCAUGUUGCCCCACCUUUUCUUUGUGCCUUUGGUUCUCUCUAAGAGUGCUAGAACGUCCUUCCAUCUUUCAAAAGACUACCCAUCCCUCAACAUUCAGCCCAAGUGCCACACCUUUUAUCAAGCCUUGUUUUGGUUCUUUUUCCAUCUUCUGGAUUCUCUUAGCACUAUUUGUGACUCGUGUGUUACGUAUUACAGGUUAUAUUUGUAUUGCUUAUUUGUAAACUCAUAAGCUCAGUGAUAAGCAGACAGUCUUUCUGUCUUGCUUACUUUUUUCAAUUCCCAGUAGCCUGUUAUAGGUCUUGCACCAUAAUAGAAUGCUCUACACGUUUGUAUAAUUUUUUGUUCAGUCAUAAAUACCUCAAAAUGUCCUUUGCAGUAUAAAAUACUAUGAGAUUUACAGAUUUCAACCUGAAUCUCUGUCUAAAACAAGUUUGUAUUCUCAGCUUUGGCUAUAGGACUAGAAACUAUUCCUCACCCAUCACUAUACCAUCUGAUAAGUUACCCAAUCAAAAAUAGUGAAAUCCCUCACAGAAAACCCUCUGGCAUUGGGUUUUUUUGUUUGUUUGUUUCUGUUUUUGUUUUAACAGUUUGAAUAUUAAACAAAUGCUUGAAAUUAAGUGGAUAUUUAGAGAUGUAGUACCCUUUUAUUAUGCAGAGAUUUUCUUUUUUUGUAAUUUAUUGUGUUUUGUUGUUGUUGUUGAGAAUAUACACAAUAGAACAUACACCAAUUCAGCAGUUUCUCCAUGUACAAUUCAGUGACACUGAUUACAUUCUUCAAUUUAUGCAACCAUUCUCACCCUCCUUUCCCGAAUUGUUCCUCCCCCAUUAUUAGCAGAGAUCUUCACCAUAAUGAUUUUGUUAUAAAGGAAUUCUUAUUGGUUAAGGGAUGAAGAAGGCAAUAGAAGUUUAUGUUAGGAUUACAUUUUGCUUCCCCAUUUCUCAAAAAAGCCCAUCUUUAGGCCAAUUUAAGGCCAUUUUUUAGUCCAUUUAAAAAUAAAUCGAAAGAAGCCUUCACGAGGAAAUUAGAUUUGCUUGUUAUUUCAUUAUCUCAAAUAACUCUUAAGUGCCUUAGAUUUCUCAUAAUUGCUUAUUGAGAUUUCCUCUUCAUAAAACCCUUUAUCGAAAAGAUUCUCUCCUUUUCCCCACCCCUACUUUCACCCCAUGGCAUAGGAAUCCUUUUUACUUGUCUGCAAGGCUUCUUAAGGAAGGUUGUAUACAACUGUUCAUAGGAUUUGUGGACAACAUUUGCCUUUAAAACCGCAUUAGGCUGCCAAUCCCAACUUUUCAGCCUGUGUUUAUCCCAGAUCUUUGCCCUAUGUGACCGCUUUGUUCAUCUAGGGAACGUUUCAAAAUAUGUGCUGGUGAAAUUUAUUGUUUACGGUUUUGUUUGUUUUUGUCCAAGUGGAAACAAAUGACAAAAGUAAAUUUUUUGACCUUAAACCAAUGUGAUAAAGGGCCAUUCAGCUUGUUAUAUACAUAGCCCAUCACGAGAAAAGUGUUCCUAAAAGCCAUUUCACAUGAACUCUUAUUAGACGAGUCUGUCUGGAAGCAAAUUGCAUUUUUUUUUGUUGUAGCAUCAUCUGGCUCUGUACAUAAAACUACAUAUUUUAAGACUUGGAGCGAUCAAAAUAAGUGAAGUCUCUAAUACAAAUACUAUCCAUUUAUUUUAAGGAAGGCAAAUUUUAUUCUUUGAUCUUACUAUAUUUUAGGGAAAAAAUACCUGGAAUUGACAUCUAUGGGUCCAGAAUGUGAGUCAGUUGUAAUUUUUUUGGUAAUUAAUGCCCGGGCAGCAGGGUUGAUGUGAUGGGCUACAGAUGGAUUCAGUCUGUUCUUAUGAUGAUCUGGCCUCAUUUUUAAGAGAACGUAUAGGUUUUAUGUUUACCUUAGUGGUUUUCUGAAGUCAGUAGAGGUUCAUCUGUAGAAUUAGAUGAUGUACUUUGGGCAAAAGAUCUGUAAAGUACAAGGUAGGAAAUUUUACAGUGUCUCUUGUAUUUGAUCUGAAAUGGUUAGACUUUUUACAUCAGAGAAUCAUACCUUCUAUAAGCCCUUUUGAGAAAAAGUGUUAAAUCUUUGUCAAAAACUCUGAAAUUUUCUUGGGUGUACCAACCAAACAAACCAACCCUAUUGCCAUCGAGUCAAUUCCAACUCAUAGCGACCCUAUAGGACAGAGUAGAACUGCCUCGUAGGGUCUCCAAAGAGCGGCUGGUGGAUUCAACCUGCCAGCCUUUUGGUCAGCAGCCAAGCUCUUAACCGCUGCGUGGACAGGGUUCCUUCUUGGGUAUAGGAAGCAGUUAUUUGCUUUCUAUUCCUGCUUCCUAACGUGAUUGGCAGAUAGUUAAAUGAUAAAUGAGAAAUGUCAGAUAAACAUUUUGGUUUCUCAGUCAUGCAGAUGAGUGCAAAAAAAAAAUCCUUGGUCUUCACAAAACAAAGUAAUUUUCCAUUAUUUUUGUUAUAUACCUCUGGAAAAGUCUUGCCCUAAAAGUUUCUAGUUAACAAGUUCCUUCCUUUCUCCCUCCCUUCCUUCCUUCUAAGCAGGGGACAUUUAUUAGGGUGUAUUUAUUAGGGUCUGUCUUAGCCAGGCGGCAAAGUAACAAGAACGUGUAAGUGUGUGACUGAGGCACAGCGACAAUUUCCUUGUGUGAUCAUAAGAUCGACCCUUGAAUGGUGACAGAUUUCUCCCCCAAGCUAGUAAUAGAAGAGGUAGUGAGCCCGUAACUAGGGCCUCCUCUCACCCAUAGACUUAUCCAGCCGAAUGGUCUGUACUGACCUGUGCUGUAGUGAACUUUGGGCAUCCGCUGUAAGGAACCAGAUGGGCAAUGGUUGCUGUGACCACUCACCAGCGUCUUUUGAGCUUUCAUAUAUCCUUUUGUACUCUUGUUUCCUGGCUUGGUAGCAAGCCAAAGGGAAAAUGGCCUUAAUGAAGUGUAAGUUAUUUUCAUUAACUCUCAAACCUAGAUCACCCUUGGAAGGCUGAGCCAGUGCAGGUGGACACAGAAGGAAGUGAUGGCGUCUGCUGCCCAUCUCUCCAUCUUCUGCCAGCCUCUCUUCCAGAGUUGUUAUUCUCAUGGUCUGUGUAGUGAAACUUAGACCAUGUUUGCGUACUUCCUGCGAAACCAGUGAAUUGAGUAAAGUGUCAACGAGUUACCCAAACAAACGCCUGCCCAGGUCUUACUGCAUUUUUGUCAAAUCUGGUGUCAGAAGUUGGAGUUUGCUUUUCACUGGUCCAGUUCCCCCAAGGGUGCCAUGUUAAGAAGCAGAAUACAACAAGAUAGCAAAAUCUAGCAAAACCAGAACUUACUAUGUUUGUUGUCAGCAGUUACUGACUAGCAUCCUUACUUUCUUUAAAAACGAUUUUUAAAAAUAACCUUUUAUUGUUACAGAAGCAGUCCAUAUGCAUUGUAGAAAAUGAGACAGUUCAGGCUAGCAAAAAGGAAAACAUCCCAUUCCUGUUACUCACUGCUGUUUACAUCUUCGUUCUCUCUGUGAAGCUCUCUCCUCCCCAGUACUCUGCCUCACACUCCCAGCUCCGUCUCCACCACUCACAAGGACCACUGGGCUUCCUGUGGGUCCCCUGUGACCUGGAAAGUCUCUGCAGGCAGCAAACGGGGGCACUUGUGGUCUCCCCUUUGUUUCCCAUUUUUCAGAGAUCACCAUCCUUCACUGCCUGAUGUCCGCUAAUUUAAAAACCUGUUCAGAUAUUUUGUCCUGCUGUGUAGUUUUACAUGGGAGUGUAAAUCAGUUCCCUGUCACUCUGACGUGAUUGUCUACUUUGUAUAUUAAUGAUUUCCCAAACCAGGUUUAUUUUCAGCUAGAAAAUGAGGAUAUGGCCACUUACUUCACAGGAGAGUUGUGGAAAAGUACAUCCACACGGUACUAUGCAAACGUUAAUAAUAAUGACUUUCUUACUGGAUAGUGGUAGAGCUGGGGUUUGAACCCGGAAAUUUGGCUCCAAAGUUGACCUCCUAACAACUAUACUACAAUUUGGUCAUCGAUUGCUUGCAUGGGAGUGUAUCAGUUCUCUAUUGCCACAGAGAUGCUGCAUAACAAACCAGUCAAAACCUCGGUGACUGCACCAGAAGACACUUCCUUUUGUUCUUGAGUUCACGGACUGACUAGGCUGUGCCACUGCUCUGCACUGGGCCUGGGGGGGCUCAUCACGGGCCUGUGUUGGUUUUGAGCAGGCUAGGUGGCUUUGCUGAUCUUGGCUGGCGCUCUCAUACCUGGGGCCUCAGGUCAGCUGAAGUUUCUUUUAUUGGCUGUCUUCCUUGCAUGAUCUUUGUCCCAUUCCUGCUGUGCCGCUUGUAGUUAUUUUCAGUGAUACUGUAUUCUGAUACCAAGCAGCAGACUUGAGAAAAUAUACUAGUGCGUUGAGGAUAACCUACUACUACACAACUGAGGUUUUUUGCAUGCAGUGUUUGUAAGUGAGUGGCAUGCUAGAAUUUUCUGGUGAAUUUAACCCUGCCUUGAAUUUACUGUUUUUAGCUAAAAGCUUUGGUAUGCUCUUUUUUUCAUUCACUGGGCACCUUUUUUGUUUUAAGGUGGAUAUUUUGGCUCAGAUUGGUUGUGUUGAAAGUCUCAGCCAGUCACCACCUUCUUCAUCUUCUCCUUCUUCUUCUUCCAUAAAUAAGGUCAGUGGUGGCAACGACCCGUGGUCUCCCUGGAGCGCACCCAAACCUGGGAACUGGGAGGGCACAGAUGGCUGGGGAACCAAGCCUGAAGGAACUGCUGCCCAAAGAAGCACCUCCAAUAACUGGGACGCUGCCUUCGGCCAUCCCCAGGCCUACCAAGGACCAGCAACUGGUGAUGACGAUGACUGGGACGAAGACUGGGAUGAACCCAAGUCCUCGUUGCCUUACUUUAAGGAUUCAGAGUCCGCCGAAGCGGGAGGCGCUCCGCGAGGAAACAGCCGGCCUGGGUCAUCGUCCAUGAAGCUGCCGCUGAACAAGUUUCCUGGAUUCACAAAACCUGGACUGGAGCAGUAUUUGUUGGCCAAGCAACUAGCAAAACCCAAAGAGAAAAUUCCCAUCAUUGUUGGAGAUUAUGGCCCAAUGUGGUUUUAUCCUACCUCUACGUUCGACUGUGUGGUAGCAGAUCCCAAAAAAGGUACCAAGAUGUACGGUCUGAAGAGCUACAUUGAGUAUCAGUUAACACCCACUAACACUAAUCGAUCGGUGAACCACAGGUAUAAGCACUUUGACUGGCUGUAUGAACGUCUCCUGGUUAAGUUUGGGUCAGCCAUUCCAAUCCCUUCUCUUCCAGAUAAGCAAGUCACAGGUCGCUUUGAAGAGGAAUUCAUCAAAAUGCGCAUGGAGAGACUCCAGGGGUGGAUGACCAGGAUGUGCCGGCAUCCUGUCAUCUCAGAAAGCGAGGUUUUCCAACAGUUCCUCAAUUUCCGGGAUGAAAAGGAAUGGAAAACUGGAAAAAGGAAGGCUGAAAAAGAUGAGCUGGUGGGAGUUAUGAUAUUUUCCACCAUGGAACCAGAGGCACCUGACUUGGACUUACUGGAAAUAGAGCAGAAGUGUGAUGCUGUGGGUAAGUUCACCAAAGCCAUGGACGACGGCGUCAAGGAGCUGCUGACGGUGGGGCAGGAGCACUGGAAGCGGUGCACAGGACCAUUACCCAAGGAGUAUCAGAAGAUAGGAAAGGCCUUGCAGAGCUUAGCCACAGUGUUCAGCUCGAGCGGCUAUCAAGGUGAAACAGACCUCAAUGAUGCACUAACAGAAGCAGGAAAGACAUAUGAAGAAAUUGCCAAUCUUGUGGCAGAGCAGCCAAAGAAAGAUCUCCAUUUUCUAAUGGAAUGUAAUCAUGAAUAUAAAGGUUUCCUUGGCUGCUUCCCUGAUAUUAUCGGCGCUCACAAGGGAGCAAUAGAAAAAGUAAAAGAAAGCGAUAAACUAGUUGCAACUAGUAAAAUCACCCCACAAGACAAGCAGACCAUGGUGAAACGUGUUGGCACUAUGUCUUAUGCGUUACAAGCGGAGAUGAACCAUUUUCACAGUAACCGGAUCUACGAUUACAACAGCGUCAUCCGCCUGUACCUGGAGCAGCAGGUGCAGUUCUAUGAGACGAUUGCAGAAAAGCUGAGGCAGGCCCUCAGCCGCUUUCCAGUUAUGUAGAAGAGACGGAAUGUGAAGAAAACGCCGAAGUGCUUCUUUCUGACUUGGGCAAUGCAAUUUAACGUUUUUUUUUUCCCUAUCACCAAAAAAAAAAGGAGAAGAAAGAAAACCAAAAGUAAUAGGGUGACAAAACAAACUGUGUUUACUUU